UUUUUUGGAUGGGGAUCGCCCAUUUUUGGUUUGACCGAUUUCAGUCUCAUUCAAAUGAUUUCAUUUAUUGUUCAGAGAGAAAAAAAAAAAAAAAAAAAAGUGGCGCUUCAGAUUUUUUUUCUUCUUCUCGUUUUUCCCUUUGUCUUUAUUUAAUAUUCAAUGUCUUUUACUGCUCCUUUGGUUGAUAGUGAAGAAUUAGUCAAAUUGAUUCGUGAUCCUACAAAACAAGUUGGUAUAGAUUAUGUUAUUGUUGAUGUAAGAGAUCAAGAUUUUAUUGGAGGAAAUAUACCAGGUGCUUUAAAUAUCCCGGCUAAUCAAAUAGUUGACUCAGCAACAGAGUUGGUUCAAAAAUAUUCAAAAGUACCCGAAAUCUAUUUUCAUUGUGCUUUAUCUCAAGUGAGAGGUCCUAAAUCUGCUCGUAUAUAUAAAGAAUAUUUACAUCUUCAAGGCAUUACAACUGAUCAACAGGUUAAAGUGAUUCGAGGUGGUUUUGAAGGUUGGCAACAAAAAUACAAAGAUGAAAAGGAUUUGAUCGAAAACUAUGAUCCAGAACUAUGGGCAAAUGGAUGGUGAUCCUUUCUAUUUAGUUAUUAUAUAUAUUUUUAGCAUACAUACAUACAUAUAUCAUCAAUAGCAUUCAUCAUCAUUUUUAUAUCAAUUCAAAUAAAAUCUCAUCUCUAUUAUAGUAUUAAAGUUCAGGGGUAUGUGAUAAAACAGAACAUUUGUACCUUCCGAC
Molecule: messenger RNA, 736 nt
Organism: Halteromyces radiatus
Lineage: Eukaryota; Fungi; Mucoromycota; Mucoromycetes; Mucorales; Cunninghamellaceae
Product: Rhodanese-like domain-containing protein
Exons: 4
Coding region: 160-573 (137 amino acids)
Cellular component (GO): nucleus; cytoplasm
Molecular function (GO): protein tyrosine phosphatase activity
Source: RefSeq, a predicted model, not a curated record